AUGAUGUCGAAGGCCUGGCUCCAGUAUGCGAACAGGGACGACCCUCUGGGUAAACAAGCGACUGAGCUGUUCAUGAAGUAUCGCAUCUGUAGCGAUCACUUCUUAGCACGAGACUUCAUGGAUCCUGCAAAAACAAGGCUGACAAGAACUGCAGUGCCUUCUGUUCACCCCGAGGCUCGCCGGGAAACUGGCACAGUUCAAGGCCAUAAGGAGGCGACCACUUCUGGCGGCACACCCUCCACCAGCUGCCCCUUGGCGUCUUCAAUGGGUGCCCAUAACCACAUGAAGGCGACCACUCCUAGCAACACGCCCUCCACCAGCUGCUCCUUGGCUUCUCCAAUGGGCGCCCACGACCACAUGGAGGCGACCACUCCUGGCAGCACACCCUCCACCAGCUGCCCCUUGGCUUCUUCAAUGGUUGCCCAUGACCACAUGGAGGCGACCACUCCUGGCAGCACACCUUCCACCAGCUGCCCCUUGGCUUCUUCAAUGGGCGCCCACGGUAAGAGAGACCGUCAUUUGGAAACAAGUAUCUAA
Molecule: messenger RNA, 537 nt
Organism: Ixodes scapularis (black-legged tick)
Lineage: Eukaryota; Metazoa; Arthropoda; Arachnida; Ixodida; Ixodidae
Product: probable GPI-anchored adhesin-like protein PGA18
Exons: 6
Coding region: 1-537 (178 amino acids)
Source: RefSeq, a predicted model, not a curated record